Molecule: messenger RNA, 2649 nt
Organism: Ipomoea nil (Japanese morning glory)
Lineage: Eukaryota; Viridiplantae; Streptophyta; Magnoliopsida; Solanales; Convolvulaceae
Product: protein FAR1-RELATED SEQUENCE 5-like
Exons: 3
Coding region: 1-2649 (882 amino acids)
Biological process (GO): regulation of DNA-templated transcription
Molecular function (GO): zinc ion binding
Source: RefSeq, a predicted model, not a curated record
AUGGACGCCUUUGACGAGGCAAGAGUCAUCAGAUUUAAUGAGUUGGAAGCCGGAAGCAAAGAGGAGAAGGAGAUCGGAGAAAAAGCGAGAAGGAGGCCGGUUGGAGAAGAGGAGAUUAAAUUUGGUGUGUUAUUAGGUAUGUUGUCGUGUGAAGCUGUCAAUUCGGACUCUGUUGGUGGUGUUUGCGAUAAAGUUAAUUCAACUGAUAUUGGUGGUUGUGAUGAACUUAAUUUGGACUCUGUUGGUGUAGAAGGUAAUGGUGGUUGCGAUGAAGUUAAGUCCUCUGAUGUUUGUGUAGAAUGCAGUGAUGUGGGUUGUGAUGAAGUUAAGUCCUCUGAUGCUUGUGUAGAAGGCAGUGAUGGGGGUUGCAAUGAAGGCAAUUCUACCGAAGUUGGUGUUGAAGGCAAUGGUGGUUGUUGCAAUGAAGACUGUCCCACUGAUGUUGGGGUAGGAGGCAGUGUAUGUGAUUUGGAAAUUUCUCCUGGGUUGACCAAGUAUUGGCGCCCAGUUUGUGCUGACAGUUUGAAGCCUCACGUGGGGCAAAAAUUUGAUUCUUUGGAUGGUGCCAUUGCUUUUUAUAAACAAUAUGCUGGGGCUGUUGGUUUUGACUGUAGGAAGGGCUCAACUCGGAGGAGGAGGGAUGGUGUUGUUGUGGAGAAACAUGUGUUAUGCAGUCGUGAGGGGUUUAAGCACAUUAUUUCAGUUGAUGCUAAAACUAAUAAGGUCACGAGACGGAGGGUGACAAAUAGGGUUGGGUGUAAGGCUAAGGUGGUCUAUAAGCUCAAGUCUAAUGGUUUGUAUAGUGUGCAUUAUCUGGAGGAACGCCACACGCAUUUGAUGUGUUCAAUUAUUGCUAAGCAAUUUUUAAAGGUGAAUCGCAGUCUUGAUGCUGGACACCAAAUGUUCAUUGCGAGUUGUUUUCGGGCAAAUAUUGGGUCUGUUCGAUCAUAUAGGUUGUUUAAGGAGAUUGUAGGUGAUUAUUCUAGUGUUGGUGCUACAGGUGUGGAUUUUAAGAAUUUCAAACGUGAUUUGAUGGCGUACAUAUUAAAUGGCGAUGCUCAAUUGUUCAUAGAUACGCUUUUCAAGAGGCGUGAAGUGUGCGAGGCUUUUGAUUUUGAAUAUGAUGUUGACGACGGUGAUCAACUUUCUAGGGUUUUUUGGGCUGAUGCAGUGUCUAGGAAGAACUUUGCUUUGUUUGGUGAUGUGGUUUCAUUCGAUGCCACAUAUCGUACUAACAGGUAUAACUUGGUUUUUGUUCCAUUUACUGGAAUUGAUAACCAUAAGAGAUCCAUCACCUUUGGUGCUGGUUUGCUUACAAGGGAAGAUGUAGAUUCAUAUGUGUGGCUUUUGGAGAAAUUUAAGAAAACCAUGCGUCAUGACCCUAUUUGUGUUGUCACUGAUCAAGAUCCAGCUGUUAAGCUUGCUGUUGCUCGUGUGUUUGGAACAUCAAAACAUAGAUUUUGCAUGUGGCAUAUAAUGUGCAAGGUUGGUGAGAAGGUUGGACCGGUUUUGUCUAAAGAUGAGGUGUUUCGGAGGAAGUUGAAUUGCAUUGUUUGGAACAAAUCUCUUGACGCCAAGGCUUUUGAGGAUGCAUGGAGUCAUAUUAUGGAGGAAUAUGGUUUGGGUGAUAAUGGUUGGUUUCGUUAUUUGUUUGAGUCUCGUACAUUUUGGGCAUCUCCAUAUUUUCACGACGAGUUUAUGUCGGGCUUGGUUAGGACAACUUCACGAUCAGAAUCUCAAAAUAGUUUCUUUGGCAGUUUCUCUAAUGGACAUUCUAGUUUGGUUGAGUUCUUGGUGCAUUUUGGCAGUGCUAUUGGUGCACAACGUCACACUCAAGCAAAAAUGAAUGCUGAUUGUGAAUCUUGUUUUCCUGUUUUGAAGACACCACUGGCAUUGGAAAAGCAUGCAAUGGAUGUUUACGCCAUUUCUGUAUUUUAUGAUGUGCAAGUAGAGAUUUGUGCAGCUUGCUUUUCGUGUCGAGUGGCUUCUUUGUGCAACUGUGAUGGUCAUGUGUCUUAUGUGAUAAAUGAUGGAGACCAGCGGCCAUGGUGUGUGGAGCUUGUUUUGUCUGAUUAUACUGCUACUUGUUCUUGCAAGAUGUUUGAGCGGAUGGGGUUGUUGUGUAGGCAUAUUUUUUUGGUUUUUAAAGAUUGUGGCCUUGAGAGCAUUCCUUCGAGGUAUUUGGUGGACCGGUGGACAAAAGGUGCUUGUUUGAAGCCAAUAUUUGAUAUUGAUGAUACAGUUGUUGAUCAAUCUUCUAAAGUGGAGAAUGUUAGGGUGCUUACUAAUAUACUGUGGUCUGACAUAUAUGCUUGUGUGGGAUUGACCGAUGGUAAUAUAGAACGUUUGUCACAGCUACGACGUGUUAUUUGUGAGCAAAGACAAUUAUUUUUACAAGACGGCAGUGAGAAUGGAAGUGGGGUGGCUGGUGGCAGCAAGCAAAGCGUGAUUAAUUCAGUUUGUGGAGUUGUGUCGCAGCAGUCGACAGUGGAGGUGCAUGAUCCCAUCCAAGCUAAGAACAAGGGCAGUGGCAAGCGGUUGAAGAGUGCAAGGGAGAAAGCUGCGCGUAAGUGUGUAAAACAAUCAAGGAAAUGUCACACUUGUGAUGAAUACGAGCACAAUAGCAGGACAUGCCCUUUAAAUGGUUAG